AUGGACAAGAUCGAUCACCCAGAGUUGCAGGAGGAGGUGAACGGCCAUGGAGCGGCGGCGCCAAAGAAGGGGGGAGUUUUCAACACUCUGUAUCCUCCGGGGCCGAAGGGCGGUGCUGGUCCGCGGAUGAAGAACCAUUGCAGGAAGUUCUGGUGGUGUGAUCUCCUCCUCAUCGCUGCCAUUACCCUGAUAAUCGUGCUCCCAAUCAUAUAUGUUGCAAUUCCGAAGAAGGCUCAGCACGACCUCGAUGCAUCAACCCUAGACGUGACCGAGCAAGAUGUCACUUCGCCAACGACAGACGGGGUCCAUCUCAAGCUUGUUAGCGUGGCAAAGAGCGGCAGCAGCUUCCACCCAACCAUCGAGGGAUUCCAAGCUGGACUCUCCUUGCUGGAUCAGCCAGCAUUCAUCUACAUCAAUGUCCCGGAGACCAAAGCGGAGGCCGAGACCACGAUUACCGUCGACCAGGAUGUAGCUAUUGCCAACAUGGAUGCUUUCAAGGACUACAACAAAGUCGUCAUGGGAAGCGAAUCAUUUGAUGUGUAUAUGGACGGAAAGACCAAGAUCCAUCAGUCUGGGCUGCAGGCCAUUUCUGUCAACUACCACAAGAAAGUCACCAUGAAGGGCUUGAACAAACUCGCAGGCCUCAACAUCACUAACAUCAGGAUUCUCUCCGGCUCGGACGAGAUCCUCCCCGACGGCUCCAACAUGGUCGGCAACGUCAUCAUCCCCAAUCCCUCCGUCAUGACUAUCGAUCUCGGCAAUGUCACCAUGAACCUGGCCGUCGACGGAACAGCCAUUGGCACAUCUCUCCUCCCUAACCUCGUCCUCAAGCCCGGUGAGAACAAUGUCUCCAUGCAGAGCACGGUCGAGCAGCUCCAGGUCAUCGGUCUCAUCCAGACUAAGUACCAGAACGCUGUCAUCCCCCUUGAGAUUGUAGGCAACUCGAGUAUGAAAGGAGAUGAGCAUUUGGAAUACUACGAGGCGGCUAUUCAGAGCAAUACGAUUAAGUUGGAUUUGAAUAUCGGACCGGCGUUGCAGGCUAUCGGGAUCAAUACUACGGAUUUUGCUUAG
This is a messenger RNA of Trematosphaeria pertusa, 1071 nucleotides long. RefSeq lists its product as uncharacterized. Bases 1 to 1071 code for a protein of 356 amino acids. NCBI's taxonomy places the organism in Eukaryota, Fungi, Ascomycota, Dothideomycetes, Pleosporales, Trematosphaeriaceae. The transcript is spliced from 3 exons. The record is from RefSeq and is a predicted model, not a curated record. Gene Ontology annotation, cellular component: fungal-type vacuole membrane.